AUGUCUAUAAGUCCUUAUUAGCAAUCUUAAAUUUAUCUAACUUUGAGUGAGAAUAAAAGAACCUUAGCUCGUGUAGCUUAGCCAAAGAUCAACUCAUACAAUCUUCGAACCAAAGAUUCAUCAAGAUUAGAUGAUCUAGUCUCAGAUGAAAUACUUGACUAGCAGAUGAGCACUGAUAUGAUCAAUAACAUUAAUAAGAAAAAGAGCUCAUCAAUAUAAAUCCCACGAUUAAAACUCGGCAAUAAAUCUCAAAGUAUUUAAGAUUAAAAAGAGUCAGUUUAUAUGACCGAAUGUGAUAAUGCUUACCAAUCAAAGCUUGUUUUACCAUAUAAAAAUAAUGAGGUAAUACUCAAACCCCUUAAUAAAGAUGAAAAGACAGAAGAGCAAGUAAGAGUCAGGGAUAAAAACUUUGAGACAGUUGUAAAUGACUUAAACAAGAUAAGUUAUGACGCAGAAUCUGCUAUUUAAAAGGCCUAUGAUAGUUUAAGUUACAUGAAAGCAGAUAAAUAGUCAAUGAAUACAAAUGAUAGAUUAUUCUAAAAAGGAAUUCUAUUCAGGAGCAAAAUUAAGCAUAUUAACAAUCAAAUUGAUGAAGUACUAUCUAAGAGAAUUGCUUCAACAAUUCUUGAGAACUAAGCUUAAGACAAUAAAUUUGAUAUGAGUAAAUUUCUCAAUUCCCCAAAGGAGGCUAGAAAAAGGAAAAUUACUAAUGAUUUUAUGAAUUCUGAUGACUUGUUCAACUCAGGAGCUAUCACUUCUUAAAGAAAUUCUCAAAAGCAGAAACGAAAAGUAAGUGAGUACAUUGAUGAGUAUAUGACAAGUGAAAAUAAAAAUGAUAAGAAAAGCUUGUACAGUCUAACAAAGAAAGAAUUAGAAAAAGCUUAGAAAAAGAUAAAGCAACUUUCCCAGAACGAGAAUAGCUAAGUUUAGUAGAAGAAAAAAGUAAGGAAAGUUUAAGUUAAAACUGAGAUUAACUAAGUUUACAUAGUUGAUUAAAUCAAGGAAGAAGAUUUUUCUAGAAAUCAUAAACAAAUGUACCUGAAUAACAAGAAAAAUCUUCCACCGAGCAAUAUUCCAUCGCAAUAAAAUCCGUACAGCUACAUAUGA
Messenger RNA from Stylonychia lemnae, 1107 nucleotides. Lineage: Eukaryota; Ciliophora; Spirotrichea; Sporadotrichida; Oxytrichidae. The record is from the annotation of a GenBank genome assembly.